UUUGGUUGGGAGCCACCAUUUUGGCAGUCAACAUGACCACCGGUGCCAGUGUUUUCUUACCGAGCGAGUAUACUUCUCAUUUUAAUUCAAGUGAAAUUCGGCUUUAUAGUACAAAAUUAGAGAGAUUAAAUAUAAGCGACCCAUAUAAUUCACCCGGUGUGCUUUUCAAGAGCAUAACCUCCUGCUCUGAAGACGAUGUACCCGACUUGCGCUACGCAGACAUCCACAGCUAUCUUGUAAGCUUUCCAUCAGUGUACUCAGGAGACUCCCUCAGAGCGUACAAAAGCUUGGAGGCUUACAAAUGGUGUCAGUCCGGCUUCGUAAACAACAUUCAACUGUGGAGUCUUACAUCCAAAAACUUCGGCAUCAUCACUGCAAGGGUUAAUCACUCCCAAAGGCUUAAUGAAAGUCAACUAAAGCCAUGGGUGGUGGUGAGGAACGACGGUGUUGUGCUGGGAGCCCACUGCAACUGCACAGCGGGACUCGGGGAGAGCUGCUCUCAUGUGUCAGCUGUUCUCUUCAGUCUGUGGGGAAAAAACAACGCAAGGCACGAGGAGAUCAGCUGCACAUCCAAAAAAUGCAAGUGGGCCUCUCCCAGUGAGGAUGCUGCGAAGAAUGUGGAGUACCUGCAGGGCAAGGACAUCAUAUUCAACCAUACUCAACAAAAUAAAAAGGGGAAUUCCACCAAGGGUACCUCUGCGCCCCCAUCUUUCCCACCCCUGACUGCUGCUGAGCAAACACAGUUCUACCAAAAUCUCUCACAGUGCCGGACUCAAGAUGGGAAGUCCUGCAGACCUGCAGUCCUGUCAGUUGUUCGCGGGUACGCCACAUCCUAUGUACCCAAGGCUGUCAAGCUAGAUUUACCUGAACCCCUUACCAGUCUGUAUGACAAGAAGGCAAGAGACCUGAACCUGGCUGAAUUACAAGAGCGUGCAGAAGGAAUAUUUGAGGACUUGACUGUCACUGAAGAACAGAGUGAUAUUGUAGAGGAGGAGACCCAAGCACAGUCCAAGUCCAGAAUUUGGUUUGAUCAAAGGAGUGGUAGGGUGACAGGAUCUACCUUCAGAGCAGCAACAAGAACAGACCUCAGAAAGCCAGCCGUGUCUCUCAUAAGACAGAUAUGUGACCCAAAGUCCCAUGUUUUCAGCAGUGAGGCUACCAGGUAUCCUCCCCAUCCAGUAGAAAUGAAACAAAUUGAACCUUGA
Messenger RNA from Eleginops maclovinus (Patagonian blennie), 1205 nucleotides. RefSeq lists its product as uncharacterized. Lineage: Eukaryota; Metazoa; Chordata; Actinopteri; Perciformes; Eleginopidae. The transcript has 3 exons. Bases 33 to 1205 code for a protein of 390 amino acids. The record is from RefSeq and is a predicted model, not a curated record. Gene Ontology annotation, molecular function: zinc ion binding.